GAACAAGCGAGCUGAAAGAGCUGUGCAGACCGGAUACUCUUUUCGGAUACAACCCAUCGCGUGCUCUCUGCCAUUUGCAGCCUCUACGAUCUUUUUGUCGCUACCGGCAUUCCGGGCUCCCUGUGCACUCGCUUAUCCGAAUAUCGACUCUCAGCAAGGCCAUCCCGCCCCCUCCCCCCCCCCGGGCAUCCCGCCAUGGAUUUCAACAGCUCCUCGCCCUAUCCGGAGGGCGUCAUUUCCUUCCUCGACACUGACCUGUACAAGCUGACGAUGCAAUGCGCCGUCCUCAAGUACUACAAGGAUGUUCCGGUCACGUACCAAUACACAAACCGGACACCGGAAAAGAAGCUCUCCCGCAAGGCCUUCCGCUGGCUGGAGGACCAAGUGCGGAAGCUCGGUAACAUCUCGCUGUCCACCGAAGAACUGAAUUACCUGAAGGAGCACUGCCCGUACCUCUCGCCCGCUUACCUGGAAUUUCUCUCUGAGUUCCGCCUCCGGCCGAGAGAGCAGGUCGAGCUCAGCUUCCGGCCGACCGGCCAAGACACGGGAGCCGAGACCGACAUUGGAGACCUGGACAUCAAGAUCAGCGGCGUCUGGUCCGAGACCAUCCUAUACGAGAUUCCGCUCCUCGCCCUGACGUCCGAGGCAUACUUCAAGUUCAUGGAGCCGGACUGGACGUACGAAGGCCAGGAACAGCUAGCCUUCGACAAGGGCAUGCGCCUGCUCGAAGCCGGGUGCGUCUUCUCGGAAUUCGGCACCCGCCGGAGGCGAGACUACCACACCCAGGCCUUGGUGUUCAGGGGGCUCACCAAGGCCAGCAAGGAGGCGGCGAAGCGCGGCCUGCCCGGAAAGCUCUCCGGGACCAGCAACGUCCACCUGGCCAUGCGCUUCAACAUCCCUCCGGUCGGCACCGUCGCGCACGAGUGGUUCAUGGGCACCGCCGCCAUCGUCGGCGACUACCACAAGGCCACCGAGGAAGCGCUGCGCCGCUGGGUCGGCUGCUUCGGCGAGGGCGUGCUCGGCAUCGCCCUGACUGACACUUUCGGCACCCCCGAGUUCCUGAAGGCGUUCCGCAAACCGGUCCAACACCUGGGGGAGCCCUUGCCGGCUUCCGCGAGGAAGCCGAGUAUUGCCGACUCCUUCAUCUCGACCGGCUCCGGAGCGCAGACGGUUCAAAAGACCAACAAGACAUACGCCGACAUCUUCACCGGCGUCCGCCAGGACUCGGGCGACCCCAAGAGCUUCGUCAAGCUUAUCCGGGACUUUUACGACCAGGAAGGGAUUCACGACAAGAAAGUCAUCGUCUUCUCCGACUCGCUCAACAUCGACCGUUGCCUCGAGUACAAGCAGGUCUCGGAGGAGGCCGGCUUCCAGCCCACGUUCGGUGUCGGCACGUUCCUGACAAACGAUUUCGUCAACACCAAGACGGGCAAGAAGUCGACGCCGCUAAAUAUCGUCAUCAAGCUCAGCUCGGCAAACGGGAACCCGGCUAUCAAGAUCAGCGACAACAUCGGAAAGAACACUGGAGACAAGGCGACGGUCGAGAAGGUCAAGCGCGAGCUCGGAUACGUCGAGAAGGAAUGGGAGGGCGGUGACGAAACGGCGAGAUGGGGCCGCGAGGAGGAUGUUCCCAAGGCGUAGGUGAUGACGCCGUUUUUGUCUCGUCGUUGGCAUACAACAAUCGAAUCGAACGGCAGG
This is a messenger RNA of Thermothelomyces thermophilus ATCC 42464, 1698 nucleotides long. RefSeq lists its product as uncharacterized. Gene Ontology annotation, molecular function: nicotinate phosphoribosyltransferase activity. Lineage: Eukaryota; Fungi; Ascomycota; Sordariomycetes; Sordariales; Chaetomiaceae. The transcript is spliced from 2 exons. The record is from RefSeq and is a predicted model, not a curated record. Gene Ontology annotation, biological process: NAD+ biosynthetic process. Bases 196 to 1641 code for a protein of 481 amino acids.